Molecule: messenger RNA, 954 nt
Organism: Entamoeba invadens IP1
Lineage: Eukaryota; Evosea; Mastigamoebida; Endamoebidae
Product: purine nucleoside phosphorylase, putative
Exons: 1
Coding region: 1-954 (317 amino acids)
Biological process (GO): uridine catabolic process
Cellular component (GO): cytosol
Molecular function (GO): uridine phosphorylase activity
Source: RefSeq, a predicted model, not a curated record
AUGACUAAUAUCAACGAAGCAACACUUCCAGCCACACAUGGCGUCAUAUACCAUCUCUCCGUCUCCGCAGACCAAGUUGCCAACAACAUCAUAGUAGUUGGUGACCCCGAACGUGUUCCAAAAAUUGCCGACUUAAUUUUCGAUAAGACACAACCGAUAUUCAGAAAGGACCAUAGAGGGCUUUCUGUGAUGACUGGUAAUUGUACUGGUGACAAUUUUAGAGUCUCUAUUAUUACACACGGAAUGGGUACUGGGUCGUCAGAGAUCGUAUUAAACGAGAUUUUGGCUCUUAAGGCUAUUGACAUCGACAAGAGACAACCAAAGAAAGUCACUGAACCACUGAACAUCAUCCGUGUGGGGACUUCCGGUGCUUUGAGUAUCGACACCAAACUCGGGACUACUAUUUUGACGAAAUACGCCGUUGGCCUUGACUCGACUGGACUCUUCUAUGAUAUUAAACCACAAAACCCAAAGGUGACCGAACUUGAGAACACCAUCGAUAGGUUGCUCGAUGAGGCUAUUCCAGACAAUCGCAGAUUUAAAGGAAAAAUCCACCCUUAUGCAUCAAUGCCAGACACACGGAUGGUCGAGGCACUGGAGAAGAGUGCGGAAAAGCACAAAUUACCAUGUAAAGUCGGUAUCACUGCAUCUGCCCCCGGUUUCUUUAACUGCCAAGGAAGACUUCUCUUCGAUGAGUUGCCGGGAACAGUCACGUCUAUUGAAAAUGCACUCUCCUUCGACUUUGACGGUGUUAGGCCUGAAAACUUUGAAAUGGAAAUCUCCAUCUUCAGUUUGAUUGCUUCGGGACUCAAGUGGGUCAGAUUUGGAGCAAUGUGUAUGGUCAUUGCGAACAGGAAACUGAACACAUUUGCAAAAGACACAGAGAGCAGUUUAGACCCAACUAUUCUCACUGUCGUCGACGCUUUGAGAGAAAUGGACAAAGUCCCACUUUAA